AUGCGUUCUUUAAAUCUAGCUACCGCUACUGCUUCACUUCCGGCUUUGACGCAAGCUCUUACCCUGACCGAUAUCUGUACACCAACUUAUCUCGCAGCCAACUUUCCAGCUGUCGAUUUCUAUGAUGGGAUAACUCUUGAUCCAACAUCCAUCACAGCCAAAACGGUGACAAAUACCAUAGCAUCGAGUGUGUUUUAUCCAAAUGAUGUGAUCGAUUACUGUGCUGUUACUUUCAAGUACUCGCAUAAUGGUCUAGAUGACAGUGUGCUCCUAACAUACUGGGUGCCUGCACCAGCAAAUUUUCAAAAUCGCUACCUUUCGACAGGUGGUGGUGGAUAUGCCAUCAAUUCAGGAGCUCAAUCAUUGCCUGGAGGAGUUGCAUAUGGCGCAGUUGCUGGUGACACUGAUGGUGGUUUUGGAAUUUUCCAGAACAAUGUCAUUUCAGAUUUUCUCCUUGCAGAUGGAACACUUAAUUGGCAAAAGGUCUACAUGUUUGGAUAUAAUGCUAUUCAUGAAAUGAGUGUCAUUGGAAAGGAAUUUACUACAUCGAUUUUCAAUAUGACAGCUAACAAUACUACGUUAUAUUCUUACUAUCAAGGUUGUUCGGAAGGUGGUAGAGAAGGGUGGAGUCAAGUUCAAAGAUUUGCGGAUCAAUUUGACGGAACAACAAUUGGUGCACCGGCUUUCAGAUUUGCAUUCCAGCAGGUUCAGCAUCUUUAUUCAAAUAUUGUGGAGAAGACUCUGGGCUAUUAUCCACCGCCUUGCGAAUUGCAAAAGAUUGUGAACGAGACAAUCAUUGCUUGCGAUCCAUAUGAUGGUAAAACAGAUGGAGUCGUCUCGCGAACAGAUCUUUGCACGUUGAACUUCAAUAUUUCAACACUUUUGGGCACACCAUACUCUUGCCCAGCAUCGACAGGAAGUCCAUUUUCCUCUCCUACACCCGCACAAAAUAGUUCAAUCUCGGUAAAGGGUUUGGCCAUUGCCCAGAAAAUCCUUGACGGUCUUCACACCACUGACGGUAAACGCGCUUAUUUCUCAUAUACUCCAUCCUCCACUUUACAGAUGCUGCCACAGCAUAUAACGCCACCACGGGUGAAUAUGGUCUUAGUAUUACCUCUCUUGGUGGUUCAUUCGUUGAAGUCCUUCUGGAUCUCAAAAAUGGUUCAAACAUCCAAUCUCUCGAGGGAGUAACAUACGAUACUCUCCGCGACUGGAUUGAAGAUGGUUGGAACCGAUACAAUGAUGUUCUCAUGAAAAACUGGCCAGACCUCACCCCCUACAAAAAUGCAGGCGGAAAAAUUAUUCAUUUCCAUGGCGAAUCUGAUUACAGUAUUCCGACCGCCUCAUCCGUUCGCUACUUCGAAUCCGUGCGAGAAAUCAUGAACCCAGGUCUUUCGUAUAAUGAUUCUGUCGCUGCAACUAAUGAAUUCUAUCGAUUAUUCCUUGUACCAGGUGGUUCGCAUUGUGCAGUUAAUACAGCGGAACCUAAUGGACCAUGGCCACAAACGAACUUGCAGAUACCCAUUGAUUGGGUAGAGAAUGGGGUGGCACCUGUCACUUUGAAUGCGACAGUUUUGCAGGGGGCGAAUAAGGGUACAAAUCAACAGAUCUGCGGAUGGCCUCUGAGGCCGUUCUGGACGAAUAAUGGAACGAUAAUGGAGUGCCAGUAUGACCAGGAGAGUAUUGAUUCCUGGAUGUAUGAUUUGGAUGCUUUUGACAUGCCAGUUUAUUAA
Molecule: messenger RNA, 1733 nt
Organism: Botrytis byssoidea
Lineage: Eukaryota; Fungi; Ascomycota; Leotiomycetes; Helotiales; Sclerotiniaceae
Exons: 1
Coding region: 1-1191 (396 amino acids)
Source: RefSeq, a predicted model, not a curated record